AUGUACUGUACCCUCCUCCGCAGUGCUGCUAUAGCUCGGAAGGCCGAGUUCGAGUUGUCGGGGAUGCAGUCGCUGCGUAGGAAGCUUGAAUAUGCUGCUACAGCCAAUAAUCAAUUCAAAACUCAAGUUAAAAUGCUUCGGGAGCAGCUGUCCAAGGCGAAGGAGAAGCUUAAGGCUGCCGAGGAGAAGGCCGUGUCUGCUGAGGAAAAAUUGAAGACCUCUGAUGCUACCGUAUCCCGUCUAACCGAGCGGGAGAUGACUUUGGAAAGUCAGCUCAAUGCCGCGCAAGGUCGGGUGGUCGCUUUGGAGAAGGAACGUGAUGCGGCCGUCUCGUCGGCUAAGACCGCUCAAGCUGAGGCCGAAGAGCUUAAGAAGAAGCAUAAAGAGACCGUGAAGCAGGGAAAGAGCGCGAUCCUGAUGACUGAGGAAGCUCUUAAGGCCCAGGUGAAGAUCGUGGCCCCCGACUUUGACACGUCGACAAUUGGCGUCUUUAAAACAAUCAGGGAUGGCAAGAUUGUUGACAUGCCCAAGAAAUGA
Molecule: messenger RNA, 537 nt
Organism: Arachis ipaensis
Lineage: Eukaryota; Viridiplantae; Streptophyta; Magnoliopsida; Fabales; Fabaceae
Source: RefSeq, a predicted model, not a curated record